Telopea speciosissima is the source of this 715-nucleotide messenger RNA. Its product is annotated as histone H2B.3-like. Gene Ontology annotation, biological process: nucleosome assembly. Gene Ontology annotation, cellular component: nucleosome. The transcript has 4 exons. The record is from RefSeq and is a predicted model, not a curated record. NCBI's taxonomy places the organism in Eukaryota, Viridiplantae, Streptophyta, Magnoliopsida, Proteales, Proteaceae. The coding region runs from base 74 to 520 and encodes 148 amino acids. Gene Ontology annotation, molecular function: DNA binding; structural constituent of chromatin; protein heterodimerization activity.
GAGGUAAUAUCUCAUCUCAUCUCUCUUCGAAACUUUCUUUUUCUUUUCUCACAUACUUUUUCCCUGUUUUCUAAUGGCGCCAAAAGCAGAGAAGAAGCCCGCAGAGAAGAAGCCUGCCUCUACAGCAGCAGAGGAGAAGAAAGCUGAGAAGGCUCCUGUAGGUGAGAAGAAGCCCAAGGCCGAGAAGAAGCUGCCCAAGGAGGCCGCUUCUUCUGACAAGAAGAAGAAGCGAUCGAAGAAGAAUGUUGAGACCUACAAGAUCUACAUCUUCAAGGUCUUGAAGCAGGUUCAUCCCGAUAUCGGUAUCUCUAGCAAGGCUAUGGGUAUCAUGAACAGUUUCAUUAACGAUAUCUUUGAGAAGCUUGCUCAGGAGUCUUCAAGGCUUGCAAGGUACAACAAGAAGCCUACUAUCACUUCCAGAGAAAUUCAGACCGCUGUACGCUUGGUGUUGCCAGGAGAACUUGCCAAGCAUGCCGUUUCUGAAGGAACCAAGGCCGUCACUAAGUUCACCAGUUCUUAGGGUUUCGUGGAUAAUAGUUACUGUUGUUACUGUUUCUAGGGUUUCUAUGCCCUUCAAUUACUGAUGUAUUGCAGUUAGGGUUCCUUGGCUGUAAAGAUUAGCUUUUUUGGUUUUUUUUUUAUGUUCUUUGUUUAGAUUUCCCUUUCUCCUUCUGAUGUAAGUCUCUGGCCUGCUGUCAAUGAAUAUCAUCGUUUU